This is a messenger RNA of Caenorhabditis angaria, 2911 nucleotides long. The record is from the annotation of a GenBank genome assembly. Lineage: Eukaryota; Metazoa; Nematoda; Chromadorea; Rhabditida; Rhabditidae.
AUGAACUCAUCAUUGAUCGUUUUGUUGGUUUUGGUUAUCGCAUUCGCAUCGGCUCGUUUUUCAUGUGGACAAGAUGCUCUCCAAGCAAACUUGGCUGAGAUGUUGGUGAAAAAUGAUUGCAAGGGAAGACUCCGUAAGUGAACUUUGAAACUUAUGUUUGGGAAAAAACUAUCAUGAUAAUAAAUUUCAGAAGCUAUUGACAAUUGUUGUGCUGCUCAUACAAAAUGCCACAAAAAGAAGCAAGCCUCAAAAGCUGAUUGCGAUUCUCGUUUCUGCACUUGCGCCAAGAAAGCCUCAAACAAACUUCCACUUUGUGGAGUGAGUUUCAUCGACUUUGAUAAAUGGUAAAAAAUCUUUUGAUUUUUCAGCUUCAAACCGACAAUUUGUGCAACACCGCCAAAACUUUCGGAGAUCUUCUCAGAGGUUAAUUCUUCCACAAAUCUAUUUAUUUCAUAAUUUAUUUUUUGAUAAACUUGUUUUUGUAAAAAAUUUGCAGGAUAACACAUGCAAUAGAAAUGAACUAGAAUCACAAAAUCAUUCCGAAAUUGCUCCAAAAAUCAAAUUCCCUCUUUGUUUUUUUUCGCGUGAGCUAACGUGGCUGCCAAGUAGGCUUGUAGUACUGUUUCCACGUUUUAUUUCUAGAUAUUUCACAAAACUCAACUUCUAAAAAAGUCCCUCUGAUGAAUCGUCUCAAAUUUUUCGUUGUAUAAAAAACAAUCAAUGUUACUGUUUUUGUUCAUGUUAUUUUAUGAGCUAUAAUUAUUUUAUGAACGUUUUCAUGAAAGUGUCCCGCGAAACAAUAAAAAUGAAUAGUACUUGAAGCCGAAUAAAUUUUAGUACAGAGUUCAACAAAACAAAAUUAAUCAAAAGACUCCAGAACAAUCCCCUUAUUUUUCAAAACCAUAACACGAAUUUUAAAAAAGGUAAUAUAACUAGAGUUUUUUUUUCUUGUUUCGCUUUUGUGAUCUUUUUGUUAUCAGUCAAAUUACCCCACACUACAACAUUCAUUUUUAAUUUGAAAGUUGAUAACAAUGAACAUCUAAAAAAUAAGAAUCGGAAAUAUGUGUUGUGGUGUUUCCUGAUUGACCAAAAUUGGAAAAAAAUGUAGUUUACAAAAACUUCCGCAACAAACUGGAAAAAAAUGUUUUCUUUUAAUUUUCAAAACAUUUCGAUGAAACUUUUCUGAUAAAGAGAAUAUGUGAUUGAGUAUGGAAUUGGAAGCAGAAUUUUGAAGUCUGAAAUUGUGCUAGCCUUUCGUCAUGGAUCAGGAUCUUGAAAUCAUCUCUAAGCUGAUUUCAAAGACAGUUAACCAGUUGGAAAUAGUUUGGAUAGCCGGUUGGUUAUCUUUAAUAUAGAGUCAUCGAUAAACUUUUCUCUAGACCCAAAACUUUUCGAAAUAGAUCAAAAAUGUUUUUGCCCCCACGCCGUUUGCGAAAAAAGUAUUCGGGCAUUCCAAUACACUUUGUUUCUCAUUUUCAAAAAAAAACCCCAUUUACCUAAUUUAUCGUUUCAAGGAAAUAUUUCGAGUUUCGAACAAUUUAUCAUUGUUGUCAUGUUCAAUAUAACUUUAAAAUUCUAAAUUGUUAUCAGAAGAAUUAGAAAAAAAAAGUAGAUUGAAACCUAGAAAUUAACUGUCUCUCCUUCUUUUGAAUUUCACGUUCUUCGCGAUCAAAAAACAAACUCCUCCCUUGAAAAAAGUCUGUUUAAAAGUUUGUUUUGUUUUAUGUCCGUCAAUUGGACCAAUGUUCAUUUCAACCAUCUUUAUAGUUUUAUCAAUUUAUUCAAUCGAUGCCUAUAAUUAUUUGAUAACGAAUCCGACAGUUGGAUUCAGCCAUGUUAAAUAUAAUUCAAAAAUCGCUGAUGUUCUUGCCGAUGCUGGUCAUAAUGUGGUGAGUUUUUCAAAUUCUCAAUUUUUAAAAAUGAAAUCAAUUAAUUUCAGACAAUUUUGCAAUACUAUCACAUUCCAAUGCCUAAUUUGGACGGUCUUGUGAAAAAUCCAAACGUUGAAAUAAUCCAUUAUUAUCCUGAUAAUUUCGAAGAACUCCGUAAAGCUAAAACUGCAACUUUGCCAGAAUUCUGGGCCACAAAAUCGAUGGACAGCCCGCUUCUUGGAUAUUUUGUCAAACCUGCGUUUUUCGCCAGUAUGUGGAAUAAUACAUAUACAAGUGAGUAACAUAGAAAACUUUUAAAGACAAAUUUCAUUUAUCAAUAAUAUUUUACAGAACUUCUCCGCGACAAGGAAUUUCUAAAAACUCUUGAAGCACGAAACUUCGAUGCUGUGUUAGCAGAAACUUUCGAAAUCGGAGGAUUCUGUAGGUUGAUAACUAGAAUUCAAUUUCAUUCUUCACUCAAAACUUUUUCAGAUAUUGCACAUCUUAUAAAUGCUCGUUCAGUGAUUGCAACAAUGCCAUCAGUAAGAUAUCCGUAUACAGAACAACUUUUUGGACAGCCCGCAACUUUGGGAUAUAUUCCGGGAGAUUUUUCAAGAAUGGGAAAAGAAGCGACUGUUUUUGAUAGAUUGAAUGAUAUUUAUUAUGAUUUCUUUAGUACGAUCUCGCAUAAAGCCUAUGCAGAUGCUCAGCAAGUUUUAUAUAGUUCAAUUGUUGGAUAUAAUCUUCCUGAUUGGAAGGAACUUGUGACAAAAUCAACAUAUUUCUUCACAAAUACAAAUUCUUAUCUUGAUUUUGCGAUUCCAAAAACUCAAAAUAUUAUUCAUGUUGGAGGAUUUACAGUUGACAAAGAAGCUACUUAUAAAUUACCAGAAGAAUAUCAAAAUAUAAUUAAAGAAAAUACAGUGAUUAUAUCUUUUGGAUCAGUUGUUCGAUCUUAUGAAAUGCCCGAAGAAUUCAAAAACGGAUUAAUCAAACUUUUUCGAAGCAUUUCCAAAUAUAACAUUUAUUUGGAAAUAUGA